This is a messenger RNA of Candida dubliniensis CD36, 1143 nucleotides long. RefSeq lists its product as uncharacterized. Bases 1 to 1143 code for a protein of 380 amino acids. Gene Ontology annotation, cellular component: mitochondrion. Gene Ontology annotation, biological process: mitochondrial respiratory chain complex I assembly; biosynthetic process. The record is from RefSeq and is a predicted model, not a curated record. NCBI's taxonomy places the organism in Eukaryota, Fungi, Ascomycota, Pichiomycetes, Serinales, Debaryomycetaceae. The transcript has a single exon.
AUGAUUACUAGGAGUAGAUAUAUAAGUAAAAGAUUGUAUUCGACAAAUUAUCUGGCAAUACUAUUCAAUGCUCAAGAGAAUGUCAAUCAAUUGUUGGAAAGUCAGGAUCGAUCAUCCUAUAUUUUGGCGCAGUAUAUUCCAGAACCAGUCCGAAACACCUAUCUUGCUAUCCGUGCAUUCAAUUUGGAAAUCAAUAAAAUCAAUGAAGGUGGUUCGAACGUACAAUCUAGAGCUGCAAGGGCUUCUAGUCAAAUGUCAAACACUUUGGGGGUUUCAACUGCUGACUUGAAAUUCAAGUUUUGGAGUGAUUUGAUCUUGAGGGUGUUUACAGAAGAUUCUCGAAAUGAAACUGAUCUUGGUGAGCCCAUAGCAAUAUUAUUAAGAGAUGGGUUAAAACAUGAUUUUAAUUUAGAUAUUUCAUAUUUCCAACAAUUUCUUCAAACAAGACGUCAUUUCAUUAAGAAUAAUUCUAGUUUUCAAACUGUCAACGAUAUUUGUAGUUAUGGAGAAGGGACAUUUUCACAAUUGAAUUAUUUGACACAAGGAUUGUUGUUAUCACCAUCUAUUUCUCCUUCAGUUAUAAGGCUAUUGGAAUAUUCUACAGAGUUACAGUCACAAAUGAGUGAUAUUGCAGCCCAUAUUGGUCAAGCAACAGCAGUUAGCUCGAUGAUACUUGGAGUUCCCUUUUAUGCUCAAUCAAGAAACCAAAUAACAUUGCCUGUUGACCUAAUGACAUCCAGUGGGUUAUCACAAGAAUCUUUGCUUCGUUUGUUUCAAGGUCAUAUCAAGGAUUCCACUGAAGAGAAUCAAAUAAAGGAAGCAUUAAAGAAUGUGGUAUAUGAAACAGCUAUUACUGCCAAUGAUCAUAUGUUAACAGCCAAAUCGAAAUUGGAAAAGGCAAAACAAGAAAUAAUAAAGAUUGUUCAAGAACAUCCUCAAGAUCAAUUACUAAAUAAGUAUUCUAAGAAAUGGAGAAAAGGUAUUCCUGAUAGUUUGUAUGUUCCAACAAUGGCUAGUAUACCAACGUCACUUUUUUUAAACAAAUUAGAAAAAUGUAAUUUUGAUAUUUUCCAUGGAAGAUUACAAAAAGAAUGGAGAUUGCCUAUGAAGUCAUUUUAUUAUUACCACAUGCGUCUUAUGUAA